GUGGACGAGCUGGAGUGGGAGAUCGCCCAGGUCGACCCCAGGAAAACCAUCCAGAUGGGCUCAUUCCGCAUCAACCCCGAUGGCAGCCAGUCGGUCGUGGAGGUCCCUUCCGCCCGGUCGGAGGCUCAUCUAACGGAGCUGCUGGAGCGGGUGUGCGAGAAGAUGAAGGAAUAUGGGGAGAAAACGGAUCCGUCCACGCACCGCAAGAGCUACGUCCGGGUGAUCUCCCACGAUGGGACCAAGAUGGACCUGUCCGGCGUCAAAAUCGAUGGAGACGUGGCUUCCAGCCUGAAGUUUGCG
Pterocles gutturalis (yellow-throated sandgrouse) is the source of this 300-nucleotide messenger RNA. Its product is annotated as protein canopy homolog 2-like. Lineage: Eukaryota; Metazoa; Chordata; Aves; Pterocliformes; Pteroclidae. The transcript has 2 exons. Gene Ontology annotation, cellular component: endoplasmic reticulum. The annotation marks the transcript as partial. The record is from RefSeq and is a predicted model, not a curated record.